CGAGCCUGCCACACGGCUAACGAACUGCUCCAUCAAAAACCAUGACAACUGCAGCUUGCUGGCUGGACCGACAGCAAGGCUUCGGAAACCAACCAAAUAAGAGGGAGGGAAACGAGGGAGCGAUUGUUUUCUAAAUAUUUACAUCUGAUGUAAAUCUCUUUUUGGAGGGAGAAUCUUAGCUAGAGGAAAACAAAAAGAAACAAAACGAUUUUCUUUUGAAGCUGUGUCUUUAUUUGCUGUUUUUUUCGGGGGAAAGUGCUGUUCUUCCUUGAAUCAUCAGGUCUGUUGGAAAAGAUGGUCUUUCUGUUUCUAGUCAUCUCUUUCUGGUCUACGCUGAAGACUGGAUGAUUUUCUGCCAGGGAUUCAAAAAAGAUGUGAAGGGACUGGACUCUAACCAAGGGCAUUUGGAUCUGCAGCAGUUUUUCUUUUUUCCAAUGCAAUAAUACAAUUUACAUACAAGCUGUGUUCCAAAUAAGGACAGAGAAAAGCAUGUAAACAACCAGCCGUUGCAGGUGGCCUGAACCAUGGCGCAGCUCUACUACAAGAAGGUGAACUACUCUCCUUACCGGGACCGCAUCCCACUGCAGAUCGUCCGGGCAGAGGCCGAGCUCUCUGCCCAGGAGAAGGCCUACCUGAUCGCGGUAGAGAAGGGGGACUACGCCAGCGUGAAGCAGGCCCUAGAGGAGGCAGAGAUCUACUACAACAUCAACAUCAACUGCAUGGACCCCCUGGGGCGCAGCGCCCUGCUCAUCGCCAUCGAGAACGAGAACCUGGAGAUCAUGGAGCUGCAGCUGAGCCACAACAUCUACGUGGGGGACGCGCUGCUCUACGCCAUCCGCAAAGAGGUGGUGGGGGCCGUGGAACUGCUGCUGAGCCACCGCAAACCCAGUGGGGAGAAGCAGGUCUCUUCCUUAAUGAUGGAUAACCAGUUUUCAGAGUUCACUCCCGACAUCACCCCUAUCAUGCUGGCAGCCCACACCAACAACUAUGAGAUCAUCAAACUCCUGGUCCAACGCAAGGUCACCAUCCCACGGCCGCACCAGAUCCGCUGCAACUGCGUGGAGUGCGUGUCGAGCUCCGAGGUGGACAGCCUGCGUCACUCCCGCUCCCGCCUCAACAUCUACAAGGCUCUGGCCAGCCCCUCCCUCAUCGCCCUGUCCAGCGAGGACCCCAUCCUCACCUGCUUCCGGCUGGGCUGGGAGCUCAAGGAGCUGAGCAAGGUGGAGAACGAGUUCAAGGCGGAGUACGAGGAGCUUUCCCAGCAGUGCAAGCGCUUUGCCAAGGAUCUCCUGGACCAGGCCCGCAGCUCCCGGGAGCUGGAGAUCAUCCUGAACCAUCGGGAUGACCAGAGCGAGGAGCUGGACCCGCACGAGUGCCACGACCUGGCCAAGCUCAAGCUGGCCAUCAAAUACCACCAGAAAGAGUUUGUGGCUCAGCCGAACUGCCAGCAGCUCCUGGCGACUCUGUGGUACGACGGGUUCCCUGGCUGGCGCCGGCGGCACUGGGCUGUCAAGCUGCUGACCUGCUUCACCAUCGGGCUGCUCUUCCCGGUCUUCUCGGUGGUUUACCUGCUAGCUCCCAAGAGCAGCCUGGGCCUGUUCAUCAAGAAGCCGUUCAUCAAGUUCAUUUGCCACACCGCCUCCUACCUGACAUUCCUGUUCCUGCUGCUCCUCGCCUCCCAGCACAUCGUCCGCACAGACCUGCACAUGCAGGGCCCUCCACCCACCAUCGUCGAGUGGAUGAUACUGCCGUGGGUGCUGGGAUUCAUUUGGGCUGAAAUUAAAGAAAUGUGGGACGGGGGGUUCACCGAGUAUAUCCAUGACUGGUGGAACCUGAUGGAUUUCGCAAUGAACUCCCUGUAUCUCGCCACCAUCUCAUUAAAGAUUGUUGCAUAUGUCAAGUACAAUGGCUCUCGUCCCCGGGAGGAGUGGGAGAUGUGGCACCCCACCCUGAUCGCAGAGGCCCUGUUUGCCAUUGCCAACAUCUUCAGUUCCCUGCGGCUCAUCUCCCUGUUCACUGCCAACUCCCACCUGGGGCCCCUGCAGAUCUCGCUGGGCCGCAUGCUGCUGGACAUCCUCAAGUUCCUCUUCAUCUACUGCCUGGUGCUGCUUGCCUUCGCCAAUGGCCUCAACCAGCUGUACUUCUACUAUGAGACCAGCGCUGCAGAGGAGCCCCAUAACUGCAAGGGCAUCCGCUGUGAGAAACAGAACAACGCCUUCUCAACGCUAUUUGAGACCCUGCAGUCCCUGUUCUGGUCUGUGUUUGGUUUGCUGAAUCUCUACGUCACCAAUGUGAAAGCCCGACACGAGUUCACGGAAUUUGUUGGCGCCACCAUGUUUGGCACGUACAAUGUGAUCUCUCUCGUGGUGCUGCUCAACAUGCUGAUAGCCAUGAUGAACAACUCCUACCAGCUCAUUGCAGACCACGCCGAUAUCGAGUGGAAGUUUGCCCGGACGAAGCUGUGGAUGAGCUAUUUUGAUGAGGGGGGCACCCUGCCGCCCCCCUUCAACAUCAUCGUGAGCCCCAAGUCCAUCUGGUACCUGUGCGUGUGGCUCCACCAGCAGCUCUGCCCUGGGAAGAGCCGUGACGAGGAGCACAAGAAACAUGAGAACUUCAAGACAUUCACGGAACGCCAUGCUGACAUCCUCAUCCAGAACCAACACUACCAGGAAGUCAUAAGAAAUUUGGUGAAAAGAUAUGUAGCCUCCAUGAUAAGGAGUGCCAAGACAGACGAGGGUCUAACGGAGGAGAAUUUCAAGGAGCUGAAGCAGGACAUUUCCAGUUUCCGCUACGAAGUUCUCGACCUGCUGGGCAACAGGAAGCCCCCGCGGCGGACCUACUCCUCCAGCAGCGAUGCCACCCUGAAGGACGAGAUGAACGACGAGGGCGAGGGCAAGUGCAAAUCGAAGAAUGUCUCCUUCAACCAGGCCGACAAAAAGAGAGACGCCUUCAGCGUGUCAGCUCUGUUCCGCUCCAUGUCGGGAAUCGACAUCGCGGAGGAGAAACCAAAGAGCAACGGUCUCAAGAAGUCCUUCGUCAAGAACGGCAACCGGCUGCAGAGAAUCUCCAACUCCAAAAAGGACUCUUUCAAGAGACUGGGCCUGCUGUUCUCCAAGAUGAACGGGCAUGUUUCGGAGCCCAGCUCCUCAGAACCCAUGUACACCAUCUCGGACGGGCUUAUUCAGCCCAAGCACAUGUGGCAGGACUUCAAGUACUCUCAGAGCGAGGUUCACCUCAAUGCGGUUGGCAUGGACGAGCCGGCCAAGGUCAAUGGCAUGGACCGUCUCCUGCCUCCCGUCUGCGGCAACUCCCUUCACUGUGCUUCCAGCAUCACCGCUUCCAGCUCCAAGCUCAUCAACUCCACGGAGGACGUGUUUGAUGGCUGGGAGGGGGGUUGCAGUGUGCUCAUUAACAACUGGAAAGCAGGGCAAGAGGACAGCGUUACCACCCAGUUAUGAAAAGGGGAUGGCGAGCUUGUUUAACACAGGGCACUGCCUCCACCUUUUCUCAUAGCUGGAUACAGCACGGCUAGAACACGGACUUGGUGUAGCUUUACAUAGCCCAUUACUGUCAUUAGUGUAGAAACAAACCUUUAAAAAGACCUUCUUUAUUGCAAUAGUAAUAAUAUUAACAGGAUACAAUUUAGCUACACGUGUAAAGCCUUUAAUCUCUUGCCGGCUACUGACUUUUUAAUCUGAGCUCAGGUGGGUGGGAGUGAGCAUAGGGGUUAUAGGGUUGGGUCUACUCAAGACCUUCCUUCGAAGUCUUGGAAGGGCAGUUCCAAUUACUUUUAGGGUUAUAUUUUGUUUUUUAAAAUGCCGAUUACAUUUGUAUUAUUGUUGGCAAAAUGUUUCAAGAUGGAACUGAGAUGAAGAUGCCAAGCACUCUUGUGGGCCAUUCCAUUUCAAACGAUCAAUGGAUUACAAAUGCCAUUCAAGUGUUUUUUUUCCCAGCCAGUUAGAGAAAUCACUCUGAAGGGUUUGUUGCUUCAAUAUUAAAAUUUGUAGAAUGUUUCUCUAACUGGCUGCCUUGUUGCUUGCAGGCCUGUUUUACCAUGUUCAGAUCAUUUGUUUUUACUUCCUGAUCUUGAGAAAUCAUGUGAUAUUGUGACCUUUCAACUCUUCUAUACUUCAUCAUAAAGCAGGUAGAAGCAAAAACAAUAUCUAAAAUGGCACUGCUUUUUGUUCUGGAUACAAAUUUAAAGUAUUGCAUCCAGGUACCUAAUAAUGUAAUACAAUUGAGGUUACAUGGUCCAGUAGCAGCUACUGGACACAGGAAGUUAACAGGAAUCAAGAAACAAUGAAUUGAUCUAUUGGGUUUUAAUAAUUAGAAUCUGCAAUAGAGUUGACUAAACCAGACAAAAAGCAAGCAAUCUUCAGCAUAAUUAAUUUGGUACCAGUUCAUCAAAAUUAUUAUUCUUAUUGGGACAUAUUUGGCUAGUUUAGUUGUGACAUAGAAUGGCUCAUCUGAAUCCCUGCGGAUGUCUUUUAGUGAGGUAUUGGAUUUUUGAUAAGCAGUGUUGGGGAGUAAUGCAUUACUUGUAAACGCAUUACUGUAAUUCAAUUACUUUUUUCAGUAACUAACUGUAAUGGUUCCUUUUUCAAACACAUAACAAAAUAUCAUAACAGGUUAUGUUUUAUGUGAAGAAAUAAGUUACGUUUAGUUAGAUAAAGAAGGACCAUGACUAAUGCAUAACAUAGAAAUCAGAAGGUUACUUCAAACAGGCAAACCUUACAUUUCACAUAAAAACGCUGUUCAUAUCCUUGCUAGAAAAUGGCAUCAGGAGGGAACGAGUGGGUUCGAUAGUCGGAUCUUCAAAGAAUAUUUCCAGAUGCAGCCUGACCGAAACGAAAAAUUAAUUCUCAGUAAACUGUGGCUGAGAAGAUACUACUUAGAACUUGAACUAGUUACCUGUAACACAUUACUUUUUAAAGUAACUUCCCCAACACUGCAAAUACACAAGGAAGAUGUUGUUGGGAUUGUGAGUGUCUUAAUUACCACUAACAGAGACUGAAGUAUAUUCUGAUUCAAAUAUGUUAUAUACAUGGUUAACCCACAUCAAUGGAUUAUUGUUAGUAUAUAAAAAGGUGGUAAAACAAAUUCUUCAAUGAUUCCAUGUUAAACCUAUAGCCAUGCCUACAGCCAAUGCACAGAACUGCACAAUCAGUGACUGCAGUCUUCCUCAGCACUGAAUGAACAUCUCACACAAAAAGCAAAACAAUACGUUACAUUUUGGUUUAGUAUGUAUUCAUACAUUUUUUAAACAGCCAAGAUGUUUACCAAAAAGUCUAAACUAAAAUCACUGUCACCGUUUUGUUUCAACAAUAAUAAUAAAUUAAUAGUAAUUAUACAACUACUAAUAAUAUUGAUAGGGUUAUGUAAAUGUGUCAAUUUGAAAAUGUUAAGGUUUUCGUUCAAUGAAAAUGUUAUUUUUAUAUUUUUAGGAGGGUAUGUCUAAGAUGAUAUCAUUUUUAUCUUAAUGAAAAUAUUGGAUUUAACUGAACGCUAUGGACGGAUUAAAGAUAAGAAGCUUUAUUCGCCAUAAAGAGAAUGUAUUAUUUUAUGCCAUUUAUUGUUUUUAAUGCUAAAUAGAGAAUGACUAUGAAGUGGCUUGAGCUCUCCGGGGUGCUGCUGCUGUGGAGAAGCCUGGAGCAAUGAAACCGAGUGCUGGUGACCUGAAGCUAAUAGGAAUGUUGUACCAAUUACAGCAGUGCACAGGGAAGCAUUAUACUUGAAAUACUGCACACUGCAGUGGCGGCCCAAAAACAUUAGGAGGCAGGAAAAAAAGACUGGUGGCUGCAGCAGUAGAUUCUUAUUAUUGUAUUCUGACUAACAACACUUUUAAUAUCUUAACAUUUUACCCCAAUUUAAAAACACAUUCUCCCCACUAGCCAGCAGAGGAAACAAAACCGUAGCCCAUAAUAGUUUAUUCUAUAAACUUAACUGUGAUACACUGCCAGCGUAUGUUUAAAAAUGCAUUGUAUACAACAUGAAUAUACCUUUUAGAUUUCAAGACCACACAUUUUGAUUCUUUAACAAUGAGAACAUCAUUGUCACCACACUUUGUCUAUUUCACCGAAUAUAUUACAGAUGUGAAAAUGCAGAUGUUUCCAUUGGAUGUUGAGAGAAAUAUUACAAAAAAGACAAUUGCCAUUAGCACUGUAUAAACUCCUGAAUAUAAAGUCAUGGUUUGUCUCCAUCCAUUCCCACUUAGCUUGAGCACAGCGACUAUCAACUCUAGAUUACAUUCUUGCAUGAGUCCAUCCAUCACCCAGGAAAUCAUAUGAGUAAAGCACUGGACAAAUCCAACAGUGCUCAUGUAGAAAACUGUUGAGUUAAAGAAAGUUAUUGGGAAAUAUGACUUUCCUGGACUGCCUUCAGAAUUAAGAAGUGGAGACAUGCAUUGUGAAACUACACAGUGCAGAAUGUAUUACAUUUAGCCAUUUAGUGCUAAAAAGUAGAGUAGGUGUCUGUGACGGGCUUGUACAUCAAAGUAUUGGUUGCAUAGAUCAACGAUUCCAUCAAGACAAUUUUUUGUCCAGUAGGUAAAAUUCACUGUAGAAUUUCAAAGCAUGCCUGCCAUAGAGCAGAAUGAAUUCCACUGUCCCUGAUGAUUUGCAUACAUGUCUUCUUCCCAUGCCAGUCACACUAGGCUGUGCACUUUCACCAUGCUCCUAUUUACAGUACCACAGCAUUGUGCAUACAGAGUUCAAGGCCACUACACCCUUUUACAACACAUAGCAUGUAAUCAUUAUGCAGACCAGACCAUUGCGAAUAGAUCCCAAUACUUACCCAUACACUCCACAGGCACUCUGAUGAGCAUGUUGAGCGAGGCACCAAUUAAUAAGAUCACAGCAUGCAUGGCAUCUGGAUUUAGAGAACAAUGCAAGAGAUUACUCACCUCUAAUAGGUAGUUACAACUUUCUGACAAUAAAUAAAUAAAUUCAGCAAAACUUCACACUGAUUAACUAAUCUGGUGUAUUUUACAACCAUGCUGUGAUACAAUAGAAGAAAAAAAAUCUGUAAUGAUAUUUAAACAGUAUAGUUUGGAGCUACACAUUACUGCUGUGUAUCAAAGCAUGCAAGGCCUGCAUAGAUUUGCCAUUUAGAAGCGGUUUGACAGCAGGACUUGUAGCCUCUGGAUCGAUCAGCACAUUCCACAGCCUUGCUUCAGGUUAGAGAAGGGCUUAUAAACUGUCUUGUGCUUUUACACCACCGGGAGAUAUUUAAACAGCAGGCACAAUGCAGUAUAAUCUAAAUAAUAAAUCAUUGCAUUUGCUGUAAUAAAUAUAUUCCAGUCAUCUCUGUCCAUCAGAUUUAUAAACCCAAGGAAAAAGCAUCCUCAGUAGUUCUGAGUUUUAAAAAUCAAUGUACUGUAAACCUACAGUAUUACAGAUGAGAGGGGACAGAUUUAAAGGGAACUACCUCCAUCUAAAACAGCCUAUACUUUUUAAAAUAACCUUUGCAAUUGUCACUAUAUACUGAAUAUUUCGUUUUUUACAUUUUUGAAUUACAGAAUCUCACCGGGAGGUUCAGAUUGCAUUACCACAGACAUGAGAGAACAGGCUCAUGUGCUGUAGUUCAAAACCUGGUGAAUCACAUUCAUUAUAAUACUAGUACACUGUGACACUGCCUGUAAACAUUUAUUAAAACAUCAACGUCCGUUUUCACUGUAGAAAUAAUGAGCUCCCCCCUCCCCCCCCCCCCCCACAAGGUUAGUCUGUCACAACUUUACAAGCCUUGAAAAAGCAGACACUUACAUUUUUCUAGCUUUUGUUUUCACAGAUGGUUCAUAUGCAAUCUCCCAUUGUUUACAUACAAUCAUUUCUGCUGAAUAAAUGUAUUUUAUUGAACACCAUCUUCCUGUUUUAUUGUUCCCAUGUUUAUUAAGAGUUUGCACCAGGUCGGUCCUGUCCUUGUGUCUUGUACAGUAUUAACUGUGCAUCUAGUGGGGUUCAUACUGCUCUGCACUGACCUGGGAUGCAGGAUGAUCCUCUGCCAGCACCAUUCAUAAUCCAUUCGUAUCCCAGACACCAUGCAGCUCUAGUUGGUUUUGUGUCCACCACAAAGCGGUCGUACCCCAGAUAUAAUUAAGGGAUAACCAGUGUGGUAAUCCCAAUCAUACUCCAAGUAGCAACACAUUUUAAAUAUUGGGGGAUCAUACUGGAAUACAAAUUGACGUUUGCCUUUCUGGGAGAAGACUUGGCUGUGCCACAAAACAAACAUUCAAUCUCGCCAUCUUGCAGUUAAAAUGCCAAGGAAGCUGUGGGCUAUAUAUUACAUAUAAACAGACUUAACUAUCAGUAUAUAAAUAUAUUGCAUGUACAUUUAACAAGGAAUACAAAAAAGCCCUUUGUCAGCUACAACAGCAACGUAAUUGUUUGCUCAAGUAGAAUGCAGAGUUAACUAAGAACUGUGUAACUAUUGUAUACAUUAAA
Acipenser ruthenus (sterlet) is the source of this 8438-nucleotide messenger RNA. Its product is annotated as short transient receptor potential channel 5. Gene Ontology annotation, biological process: regulation of cytosolic calcium ion concentration; manganese ion transport; calcium ion transmembrane transport. Lineage: Eukaryota; Metazoa; Chordata; Actinopteri; Acipenseriformes; Acipenseridae. The record is from RefSeq and is a predicted model, not a curated record. Bases 525 to 3458 code for a protein of 977 amino acids. Gene Ontology annotation, cellular component: membrane; cation channel complex. Gene Ontology annotation, molecular function: store-operated calcium channel activity; inositol 1,4,5 trisphosphate binding; protein binding. The transcript has 11 exons.